UUAAGCUACAGACUGCUGCAGUCAGAGAGAGCAAACCAGGUCAUGAUCAACAAACAGCUGCUCUCAGGAGGACCGGUCACCCCUGAACGCAUAGAGACAACCUCCCUGGCUCUGAAUUAAAGUUAUUCUUCCCAGAAUGGAGAAGAUGGUGAUGAAGAUGCUGAUUGUGUUUGCUCUUGGAAUGAACUACUGGUCUUGUGCAGGUUUCCCCGUGUACGACUACGACCAGUCCUCCUUGACAGAAGCCCUCAGCGCCUCUGUGGCGAAAGUGAAUUCCCGGUCCUUGAGUCCAUAUCUGUUUCGGGCGUUCAGAAGCUCAAUGAAAAGAGUCAACGUCCUGGAUGAGGACAGCUUGAGCAUGGAUAUAGAGUUCAGCAUUCGAGAGACGACGUGCAGGAGGGAUUCUGGAGAAGAUCCUGCUACCUGUGACUUCCAAAGGGGCUACUAUGUGCCGGCAGCCGUUUGCAGAAGCACCGUGCGGGUGGCUGCCCAGCAGGUGCAGGACGUGUGGGUUCGCUGCCGCUGGUCCUCCAGCUCCGAGUCUAGCAGCAGCGAAGAGAUGAUUUUUGGGGACAUAUUGGGGUCGUCCUCUAGAUGGAGAAACAAUUAUCGACUUGAUAUCAUGAGAAGGAUCUUUCCUCCUGGAAAUAGAAGGUACCGAACCAAUGGGACAGAGUAAGAAUAAAUACUGGCUUCGAGUGACAGCCUUGAGGUAAGGGAACACAGGUAAAAGCAUGUGUAUUUAGAAAUAGAAGCUACUU
Ceratotherium simum simum (southern white rhinoceros) is the source of this 761-nucleotide messenger RNA. RefSeq names its product secreted phosphoprotein 2 (gene SPP2). The record is from RefSeq and is a predicted model, not a curated record. Lineage: Eukaryota; Metazoa; Chordata; Mammalia; Perissodactyla; Rhinocerotidae. Gene Ontology annotation, cellular component: extracellular region. Gene Ontology annotation, biological process: bone remodeling.